This is a messenger RNA of Neolamprologus brichardi, 861 nucleotides long. The record is from RefSeq and is a predicted model, not a curated record. NCBI's taxonomy places the organism in Eukaryota, Metazoa, Chordata, Actinopteri, Cichliformes, Cichlidae.
AUGCUCCGCAGUGUGACUCACAGGUCCCAGGUCAGCCCUGACUUUGUGUUAGGUAUUGCUGGAGACUGGAAAAACCACUUCAGCUCAGAGCAACUGACCCGAUUCACCUCUGUGAUUUCCAAAGAGCUGGAAGGUACAAUCUGGAUGCAGGAGAUCCUCCCACUGGUGCUGAAUGGGGGGGAUCUGACCCCCAUCCAUACCAUUCCUAACUGGGAGAGAGUCCCAUGGCUGGAAGAGAAACAACUGGCACGGGUGUUGGAUAGGCUGGCAUAUCCACGGGCACUGGUCUCACAUUUUCCCUACAACCUCAUGCCCCCUUCCUUCUGUGCCUCCAAAGCAAAGGUGAUCUACGUCAUGAGGAACCCAAAGGACAUCAUGGUGUCUUCAUACUACUUCCACCAGAUGGCCGGCUUCCUUGAGGAUCCAGGAACAUUUGAUGAGUUCAUGGAUAAAUUUCUUGAGGGCAAAGUGAUGUUUGGAAAAUGGACAGACCACGUAAAGAGCUGGAGAAACAGUGAACUAGGAGACAGAAUAAUGUACAUUACCUACGAAGAAAUGGUUCAGGACCUGCCUGCAUCACUCAGGCAUAUCUCCGAUUUUCUGGGCUGUAAUCUGACUGAGGAAGUCAUUCAGAAGAUAGCAGAGCAUUGUUCUUUCAAGAGCAUGCAGAACAACAACAUGUCCAACUUCAGUCUAUUCCCCAAGGUGUACAUGAACAGUGACAAGUCUCCUUUUCUAAGAAAAGGUAUUGUUGGAGACUGGAAAAACCACUUCAGCUCAGAGCAACUGACCCGAUUCACCUCUGUGAUUUCCAAAGAGCUGGAGAGUGAGAGCUUCUCUCUGCCAUGGAGCCUGGAUUGA